Molecule: messenger RNA, 684 nt
Organism: Sphaerulina musiva SO2202
Lineage: Eukaryota; Fungi; Ascomycota; Dothideomycetes; Mycosphaerellales; Mycosphaerellaceae
Product: glycoside hydrolase family 11 protein
Exons: 3
Coding region: 1-684 (227 amino acids)
Biological process (GO): xylan catabolic process
Molecular function (GO): hydrolase activity, hydrolyzing O-glycosyl compounds
Source: RefSeq, a predicted model, not a curated record
AUGCUCUCCCUUCGCUCCAUCCUCGUGGCGGUUACAGCAAUCACAACAUCAUUUGCUGCUCCGUCCUCCCAUCCAGACAUUCUCGACUCGGCAGAAGUGGUCGCCCUUGAGACCAGAGCAACACCCACCGGCCAAGGAACCAGCAAUGGCUUCUUCUACUCCUAUUACAACAGCGGAGGCAGCGAAGUGACAUACAACAACGGAGCGGCAGGUUCAUACACCACGCAAUGGACAAACUGCAAGAAUUUCGUCGCUGGUAAAGGCUGGAAUCCUGGAAGUCCGAGAGUCAUUACAUAUUCCGGUUCUUUCAACCCCAAUGGGAACUCUUACCUGGCAGUCUAUGGUUGGACGACUGAUCCACUCGUCGAGUACUACAUCCUCGAAUCCUACGGCACAUACAACCCCAAAGCCCAACUCACCUAUCGAGGCAAAGUGACCUCUGACGGCGGCACCUACGACAUUUACACAGGAACCCGUACCAACGAGCCCUCCAUCAUUGGUACCGCGACCUUUCAGCAGUAUUGGUCGAUUCGCACGAGUAAACGUGUGGGAGGCAAAGUCACGACGGCGAAUCAUUUCAAUGCUUGGGCUGACUUGGGAUUGAAGAUGGGGACGUAUAAUUAUCAGAUUGUUGCCACGGAGGGCUAUGAGAGUAGUGGAAGUAGUAGUAUUACUGUUUCUUAG